GAUGCCGCCGCCAAGGCAUCUGUCGAUGAGGUUGCUGCCGGUCUUUAUGCAGGCUGGCCUGCUGAGCGUCGUGAUGCUGACGCCAAGGCAUCGGUUGAUGAGGUUGCUGCCGGUCUUUACGCAGGCUGGCCUGCCGAGCGUCGGGAUGCCGACGCCAAGGCAUCGGUCGAUGAGGUUGCCGCCGGUCUUUAUGCAGGCUGG
Sphaerulina musiva SO2202 is the source of this 201-nucleotide messenger RNA. RefSeq lists its product as uncharacterized. Lineage: Eukaryota; Fungi; Ascomycota; Dothideomycetes; Mycosphaerellales; Mycosphaerellaceae. The transcript has a single exon. The record is from RefSeq and is a predicted model, not a curated record. The annotation marks the transcript as partial.